AUGCGGAUGAGCUGCAACGGCUGCCGCGUCCUGCGCAAGGGCUGCAGCGACGCGUGCACCAUCCGGCCCUGCCUGGGGUGGAUCAAGUCCCCCGAGGCGCAGGCCAACGCCACCGUCUUCCUCGCCAAGUUCUACGGCCGGGCGGGGCUGCUCAACCUGCUGGCCGCGCCGCCCGCGGGCCAGGACCACCUCCGCCCCGCCGUGUUCCGCUCCCUGCUCUACGAGGCGUGCGGGCGCAUCGUCAACCCGGUCUACGGCUCCGUCGGCCUGCUCUGGUCGGGCCAGUGGCAGGCGUGCCAGGCCGCCGUCGAGGCCGUGCUCAAGGGGGACCCCGUCGUGCAGGUCGACGCCGCGUCCGAGGCCGCCGCGGCACCGCCGCUGCUGCUCGGCGGCCGCAGGUACGACAUCCGCCACGUCGCCAGGGAUCCCGACGCCGCCUCCGCGGCCGAUCUCCUCCUCGUCGCGCGCGGCGGCCGCGGACGCAACCGCAAGCGCGCCUCUUCGUCCUCUACCUCCUCCAAGCCCAGCAGCAGCAAGCGCGUGUCGCCCGGCAAUAACAACGAUCCUUCCAGGCAAAGGCCAGGACAAGAGGCGGAGGAGGAGCCAGUGCCGGUGCCGAUGGUCGUUGAGCACGACCACGGGCACGACGAGGAGUCCGCCGGCAGCCACGACGACGACCACCACCACCUGCAAGCGCAGCAGGGGUCGGAGGACACCGACGUGGAGGCGACGUCCCACUCCCACUCCCACUCCCACGUGAGCCAAGCCGAGCCCGAGCCGCAGAGCCAUGCGCCGCCAGUCAGCAGCAGCCAGCAGGCUGAUCAGGACGACGAGGAAGAGGAGGUUGGGCUGGAGCUCACGCUCGGGCUGGAGCCGCUCGUCAGGCAGAGGCAGCAGCCCAAGUCUUCGCGCUGCGACCACAGCGGGCUGAGCGCCGCAUCGAGCCUCAUCUGCCUGCGCCUGCAGCUGCCGGCCUGA
This is a messenger RNA of Miscanthus lutarioriparius, 978 nucleotides long. The record is from the annotation of a GenBank genome assembly. Lineage: Eukaryota; Viridiplantae; Streptophyta; Magnoliopsida; Poales; Poaceae.